Cylicocyclus nassatus is the source of this 486-nucleotide messenger RNA. Lineage: Eukaryota; Metazoa; Nematoda; Chromadorea; Rhabditida; Strongylidae. The record is from the annotation of a GenBank genome assembly.
AUGGCUCUCUACUUCCUUCCACCACAAUCACGAUUCGCUCGUCGAGGCCUUUUCGACAGUAUUUUUGAAGACAUCGACCGUAUCGAGUUUGCAAUAGUACCAAUGCUCACAGCUGUUUCGCAUCAACAAGGGGAUUCUGCUGGAAAAUUGGCAAAGGUUACUGAUGACGAUUCCAAGCUAGCCAUCUCUUUGAAUGUCGCAAACUUCAAACCAGAAGAGCUAUCAGUCGAUCUGGAUGGAAGAAUUCUCAAAGUGCAAGGUAAACAGGAAAUCAAGGAGGAGAAUGGUUAUUCUAUGAGAUCCUUUGUUCGACAGUGGAUGCUUCCUGAUAACGUCGAUGUUGAGCAACUCAAAUCCUCUCUAACUGAAGAUGGUCACCUUGCCCUGGAAGCUCCCAAAAUCACGAAGAAAUCGCCAACCACAAGAAGCAUCCAGAUAGAAAAGGUGCCCGCUGCCGUAAAGGGAAACGAAAAUCAUCAGCAAUAA